AUGGCAGGAGUGGCUCGUCGUCGAGAGGAGGAAGAAGAGGAGUUCGACGAAGGGGAAGUGUGGGACGUGCUGCUGCAGCAUCAGGAUCAGAGCAGCAAAGAAGCGGCGGCGCUCGCCGUCCGGAAGGUUAAGAACAGGUGGCAGCACGAGGAAGCCGGGGCUGCUGCUACUGCUGCUGCUGCUGCAAGGAGGAGCAAGGGGCGGUCGUCGGCGCCGGUGGCCAUCCCUGCGGCCGGCUCGUCCUCGUCAAGGCGCGGUGACGAAGACGAAGACGAGGAGGAGAUGAAGAUGCUGCCGCCGCACGAGUGGCUGGCGAGGAAGAUGGAGAGGAUGAGCGCGGCGUCGCCGCCGCCGGACAUCGGCAGGGGGAGGAGCAAGGGGAGGGAGAUGAGGAAGGUCAGGGACGCCGUCCUCCCCAAGACCGCCUUCUCGUCGGAGCAGCAGUAG
Messenger RNA from Oryza brachyantha (malo sina), 447 nucleotides. RefSeq lists its product as uncharacterized. The record is from RefSeq and is a predicted model, not a curated record. Lineage: Eukaryota; Viridiplantae; Streptophyta; Magnoliopsida; Poales; Poaceae. The coding region runs from base 1 to 447 and encodes 148 amino acids. The transcript has a single exon.